This is a messenger RNA of Oryza sativa Japonica Group (Japanese rice), 2047 nucleotides long. The record is from RefSeq and is a predicted model, not a curated record. NCBI's taxonomy places the organism in Eukaryota, Viridiplantae, Streptophyta, Magnoliopsida, Poales, Poaceae.
GGGGGUGGUUGGUGUCGUGUGCGGCAAUGGCGACCCUGUCGGACUCCGCGGGCGGUGGCGGCGGUGGCCGGGCGGGCGCCGAGCUGAUGGUGCCGCAGUUCCACCUCAAGGCGCUGCACGCCAUCCUCGCCGUGCGCGCGCCGCGGCCGCUCGCGGCCGCGCCCGCGCCGGCGGCGUCGUUCCGGAGGCGGGACAGGUGGUUCCACCUGCCGCUCCACGCGCCGCCGCCGCCGGCGUCGGCCGAGCAUCUGCCGGAGCCGUCCCCCGGGGAGCCGCUCGUGGUGGAUGUCUACCUGACCCCGUCGGGCGGCGGUGGGGGAGCUGAGGCGGUGGUGGAGAGGUGGACGGUGUCGUGCGAGCCGUGGUCGGCCGGGGCGAGGGGCGGCGGCGGCGCCGCCGCCUCCGGGGAGGGGCUCGCCGUGAACCGGGCGUACAAGCGGUGCAUCACGCUGCUGAGGUCGGUGUACACCGCGCUCCGCCUCCUCCCCGCCUACCGCGUCUUCCGCCUGCUGUGCGCAUCCGGCCAGGCGUACAACUACGAGAUGGGCUUCCGCGUCGGUUCCUUCGCCGCGCCCUUCACCCGCGCCGAGGAGGCGGCCAUGAGCACCCGCCGCUUCGCCCCCGUCGAGACCCAGCUCGGUCGCCUCGUCGUCUCCGUUCAGUACCUCCCCUCCCUCGCCGCCUUCAACCUCGAGAUCUGCUCCCUCGCGCCCGCCAUGCUCAUCACCGAUUACGUCGGAAGCCCGGCAGCUGAUCCCAUGCGUGCCUUCCCGGCGUCGCUCACGGAGGCCGCCAGCUCAGCGCCGGCCUUCCCGCCGCGGCGCCCGAACAGCUGGGCGCCGUCACCUGCUCCCUGGCCGUAUACGCCCGGGCAGCAGGCGAAAUUCUCGCCGCCACCGGCAUUGUACGCGUCUCCCACGCCGUCUCCUCCCACGUUUGCGGGUGGCUACCUGCAAUCGCGGCUGAGCGGGGAGACUGCGCCGAUGAUCAUACCGGGUGGUGGGAGAGGCCCCGUUCACAAUCGGAACAUGUCGGAUCCCGUCAGGGGGUUCAUGCUACCUCCACCUUCACCGAAGAACAUCAGAGGCGACUCUGGGGGGCAUGAGACACCGAUGGAGACAGGCCGGACAGGGAUCCGGAUGGCUGAUCUCUACACUAAUUUGCCUUCUGUUCCUAAGAUUAAGAUUAAGGAUAGUAGGGAUGAAUCUGGCAGAUUCUCAGGUGUUUUUUCCUCUAGUGGUUCCCCACGGCUUGGGUUUUCAAGAAGUUCAAGCAGAUUGUCAAUGCAGGAUGAUACUGAUGAUUUAGAUUUUCCUUUUGCGGUGGAUGAUGUUGAUACACCUGAUUCCCGACCAGGGAGCAGUGGUGGAAAGGAUGUGGGGGAUCAAGCGAGCUCAUCAUCCCAUAAAUCACAGGAUGCUGCUGUGGGUUAUCUUGUCCACAUGCUGAAGUCUGCGCGGCCGCUGCGAGACUCUAGCAAUUCACCUCUUACAUCAAGGGUUGAAUCUGUUGAAGGAGGUAAUGUCAGUUCUUUCAUGUCCCGUAGGACAUCUGAUGCGCUCGAGGAGCUUGAAUCUUUUAAAGAAAUAAAGGAGAACCUGCUUGCCCGUAGUAGAUCAAGGAUGCAAGAGUCAUUGGAUAAAUCCUUGCGCCAUUCUUAACAUAGCUGGUGAAGUAUCCCAACCAUUUAAGGAGGUUGUGUGGUAAGAGAUGUUCUUACCGCGGGCAUCUCCAUGUGUAUAACUGUCAACCGGCGCUUGUUAUGAAAUGAGGAUAUACAAGUCGUUCAUUCUUAAACUCAAGCAGGAUCAUGAUCCACCUUUGUUCAUAGUGUUUUGUAUGCAAGCAAAACCAACCGGAUACAUGCAUCCUGCUGGAAGUAUAUGAUGAUCACCGUGUGCGUACGUGUGGGAUUAUGUAAUCAUACUAAACCUGUUUAUUUAUUCUAUUUUAGCUCUUACCUUACUGCUCUUAAUAUACCAAACUGUUUGUUUAUUGUUACAAAUUUUUUAAGUCUUGAGCUCUUUUUUUUUUCUGCACUUGUAAA